AUGGGAUCGAUAGAACAAUCUCACCUGCCGGCCGACUUUCUCUGGGGAUUUGCCACAGCCUCGUACCAAAUCGAGGGUGCCGUGGAAGAGGAUGGGCGAGGUCCCUCAAUCUGGGACACUUUCUGCAAGAUCCCGGGCAAGAUUGCGGGUGGUGGAUCGGGCGACAUCGCAUGCGACUCGUAUCAUCGCACCCAUGAGGACAUUGCCCUGUUGAAGGCAUGCGGUGCUAAAGCGUACCGGUUCUCACUAUCCUGGUCUCGAAUCAUUCCUCUCGGCGGCCGCAAUGACCCCAUCAACAAGAAGGGUCUCCAAUUCUACGUGAAGUUUGUGGACGAUCUCCUGGACGCCGGCAUCAUUCCCAUGGUGACUCUCUUCCACUGGGAUCUGCCCGACGAGCUGGACAAGCGGUACGGGGGCUUUCUGAACAAGGACGAGUUCGUGGCCGACUAUGCCAAUUACGCCCGCAUCGUUUUCCAAGCCUUGAGCCCCAAGGUCAAGUACUGGGUCACCUUCAACGAACCGUGGUGCAGCUCGGUGCUCGGAUACAACAACGGCUCCUUUGCCCCCGGCCACACCAGUGAUCGCACCAAGAGCCCCGUGGGUGACAGCUCAACUGAGCCGUGGAUUGUCGGCCACAGCAUCCUUGUAGGUCACGGUGCCGCGGUCAAAAUCUACCGUGAGGAAUUCAAGGAGCGCGAUGGUGGUGAGAUUGGUAUUACGUUGAACGGCGACUGGGCCGAGCCUUGGGACCCCGAGAACCCGGCCGACGUGGAAGCUUGUGACCGCAAGAUUGAGUUCGCCAUCUCAUGGUUUGCCGACCCGAUCUACCACGGCAAAUACCCCGACAGUAUGAUCAAACAGCUCGGCAAUCGUCUCCCCGCCUGGACUCCCGAAGACCUCGCUCUCGUGCAAGGCAGCAACGAUUUCUACGGAAUGAACCACUACUGCGCCAACUUUAUCCGUGCCAAGACGGGCGAGCCCGACCCCAACGACAUUGCCGGGAACCUGGAGCUACUUCUUGAGGAUAAGAACGGAGUCAGUGUCGGGCCCAUCACGCAAUCACCCUGGUUGCGCCCUUCGGCCAUUGGUUUCCGCAAGCUGCUGAAGUGGCUCAGUGAGCGCUACGGAUAUCCCAAGAUCUACGUGACGGAGAAUGGAACCAGUGUCCUUGGCGAGAGUGACAUGCCCCUGGAGCAGCUGUUGAACGACGAAUUCCGUGUUCAGUACUUCACCGAUUACAUCAAUGCCAUGGCUGAUGCGUACACGUUUGAUGGCGUCAAUGUUCGCGCCUACAUGGCGUGGAGUCUGAUGGACAACUUUGAAUGGGCCGAGGGCUACGAGACCCGCUUCGGCGUGACUUAUGUCGACUACGAGAACGAUCAAAAGCGGAUUCCCAAGAAGAGUGCCAAGGCCAUCGGUCAGAUCUUUGAUCAACUCAUCCAGAAGGCAUAA
Messenger RNA from Penicillium oxalicum, 1452 nucleotides. Its product is annotated as Beta-glucosidase 1B. Gene Ontology annotation, biological process: carbohydrate metabolic process. The record is from RefSeq and is a predicted model, not a curated record. The transcript has 4 exons. Lineage: Eukaryota; Fungi; Ascomycota; Eurotiomycetes; Eurotiales; Aspergillaceae. Gene Ontology annotation, molecular function: beta-glucosidase activity. The coding region runs from base 1 to 1452 and encodes 483 amino acids.